Messenger RNA from Botrytis sinoallii, 2097 nucleotides. RefSeq lists its product as uncharacterized. The transcript has 4 exons. The coding region runs from base 1 to 2097 and encodes 698 amino acids. Lineage: Eukaryota; Fungi; Ascomycota; Leotiomycetes; Helotiales; Sclerotiniaceae. The record is from RefSeq and is a predicted model, not a curated record.
AUGUGUGAAUAUUCUGUAGUUACUAGUGAAUCUUACCAGAUAAAAAAAUUCAAUAUCUUUGUCGAGACGGUCAACAGUAUUCCUCAACCUCAUCAUAGAGGCAAUAUGGUCUGCUAUGUAUGCGAUGACAUGAGGAUAUUCCAGGAAAAUGGUGAUUACGACACACGUAGCAGCAUCCUUAAUCAAAAAUACCGAGGCAAAGAAUACUGGAUAGAAGGUUCGAUAUUUGACAAAUCUCACAGACUUAACGUUACUCGGACACGGUGGAUAAAAUCUGUUCUUGAAGCUGCUCGUGAAGGUUGUUGUCUUUGUACACUUGUGGUUCAAGCUGUAGCUGCAUUGGGCAAAGGCCACUUCGAAGAUUCGCCCCUCAGCGUAUGCUUAAAGGUGAAAGACAUUGGUGGUAUCCAGAGGUAUUCAAUAGGACAGAGCCAGUGGGAAAGACCGUCUGUUAUUGAAUUAUACAGGAAUGCGUAUGAGCCUACAUCCUCUGACUGUCACUUUUCUCGUACUACAGGUGGCCUUUCAUUACCAUUCAUCACCGCUGCGCAAGAAGUUUCGAACUCCUUGCCUGAAUCCUUACAAACAGCGAAAAGCUGGAUUGCAAACUGUGAAACACAUCGAAAAUGCAAUUUGGAUGAUAUUGGCGGCCUAAAAAUGCCAACACGUGUCAUCGAUGUUGAAACCUCAAAUGUUUCAGUCAAAUUGAUUGAAACAAAGAAGUCAAGCGGAAGUUUUGCUGCCCUCAGCUACUGUUGGGGAGAUUCAACAAUUCUUGAAGACAUCAAACUUACUCAUUCUAAAUUGUCAGUCUACAAGAAAAGAAUCCCCAUGGAUUCCUUGCCAAAGACUUUGUUCGAUGCUGUUAUGAUUACCAGAGAGCUGGGGAUACCUUAUCUAUGGAUCGACUCUUUGUGCAUAAUGCAAGACUCACUGAAAGAUUGGCAAAUUGAGAGUUCUCGUAUGAGCGAUGUAUAUAUGUCGGCAUUCUUAGUUUUAGCCGCCACGGAAGCAAGAGAUCCUAACGGGGGUUUCUUUCUUGAAAAUCGGACCAAGAGCCUACAAUUGCCAUAUCUUGACGCAGAUAACCGCCAACACUUUCUCUAUGCACGUAGAAUCCAAAACCAAUUUUCUGUUCAUGAUGCAAAUGGGCGGCUUGAAUCACAUGGACUGCAUAAUAGUGAGCUAAGGAGACGUGGGUGGGUGUUGCAAGAGCAAGUACUUGCGAGACGUACUCUGUCCUUCGCAAAGGAUGAGAUGCUAUGGGAUUGCAGGGAGUGCAGCACUUGUGAAUGUCGGACAGGAUUCUCAAACUUCGAAUCAGAAACAAGUUUCCUUAACAUAUAUUUUGAUUUCAAGCUUCAGUCCUCGCCGAUUAUGGAAGCUUACAAAAAUAUAUAUUCUAAUUGGUACACUAUGGUCGAGGAUUAUAGUCACCGUUCCCUCACAUAUCAGACUGAUAAGCUACCUGCCAUAUCUGGGAUAGCAAAACUCUUGCAUGACAUGACUCAAGACGAUUAUUACGCCGGGUUAUGGAGAAGUCAACUUCCAGACGCACUCCUCUGGACUGCAGAAAAAUUCAGCGAAGAUGAUACAGAAAGCGAGAAGCGCCUGCCUUCUUGGAGCUGGGCUUCUAUACGCAGUGGCGGUAUAACAUACGAUCAUAAAGAUAAAGAAUUUAAGGCUGGCCUUGAACUCGUCUCUGUGGGUACUCAAAUUUCCGGCAGCAACGCUUUUGGCUACGAGCCAUAUUCGAUAUCAGCUUACGACGCCACUGAGCCAAAGGAGAAGAAAUGGACUUUGUGGAGACUUAAGAUCAGAGUGAAUCUAGAUCCAUAUUAUUAUGAUCCAAAGAAGCCCACCGAAUCUGCAAUUGAAGUCAAGAAGUACAAAUCGCUCUUCCUCAUGUUUGUUGGGAGCCUAAAAUCCGAAGAGUAUGCUGAGAAUCCAAGUUUCUUGGCCUUAAGAUAUCUUCAGGAAGACGAAAGAGGGUGUUCAAUAUUUAUGAGAGCAGGUAUAGCUCUCGUUGAUGAUUCGUCGAUGGAACUUCUCGAUCGGGUUCGAGCUGGUACCAAAGAAUCGAUCGUUCUGAUUUAG